Messenger RNA from Penicillium vulpinum, 765 nucleotides. RefSeq names its product SH3 domain-containing protein. The record is from RefSeq and is a predicted model, not a curated record. Gene Ontology annotation, cellular component: ESCRT-0 complex. Gene Ontology annotation, molecular function: protein binding. The transcript has 4 exons. The coding region runs from base 1 to 765 and encodes 254 amino acids. Gene Ontology annotation, biological process: protein transport to vacuole involved in ubiquitin-dependent protein catabolic process via the multivesicular body sorting pathway. NCBI's taxonomy places the organism in Eukaryota, Fungi, Ascomycota, Eurotiomycetes, Eurotiales, Aspergillaceae.
AUGGCAGCCUCCAACCAGUUCGCGUCUGCCAUGACCACCCGGUCGCUCCGCAUGGUCCGGAUGGAACUGGAAUUUCUUGCCGAUGCCUCUGUGAUCACUCCGCAUCAGCUCUCCUCCAUUCUAUCACAGCUACCCACCGAUUCCGAUGCCUCUCGGGCAGUGCAGGCAUCAUCAUCGCCACCCCGACAGCUGGCGCAGCCUGUGCCUGUUCAACAUGUUCCAAUGCAAUCACAGCCCCCUCCCGCUACCUACACGCCCUCAUACUCGCCCCCUGUGUCACAAAUGUCCAAUGUGUCAAUGAACGAGAAAGCUGCGCUGCACAAUCAAUAUGCAAGCCCGCCCCCUGGGGCCCCGCCGGCUUAUCCCCAAGUCCCGCCACCAGCCCUCGGUUUCGCGACGGCCAUGUAUGAAUAUCACGCCUCCGACGCAGGUGACUUGAACAUGAAGCCGCAGGAUCGCAUCCAGAUUAUCGAGGAAAUGAACAAGGACUGGUGGCGUGGUCGCAAUGAGCGGACUGGCCUUGAGGGCAUCUUCCCUCAAAGCUACGUGACCGUUGAGAAGGCUGGUAUUUCUUCGCCUCCGCCUACAAACUAUGGAAACAUGCCUCUUGCAGUUAGCCAGUCUGGACAGCCCGAAAAUCCCGACGAGCCAAAGAAGAACAAGUUCGAGGAAGGAGGCAAGAAGUUCGGAAAGAAACUAGGCAAUGCCGCAAUCUUCGGUGCCGGUGCUACUGUUGGCUCCAAUAUCGUGAACAGCAUCUUCUAA